Oncorhynchus nerka (sockeye salmon) is the source of this 654-nucleotide messenger RNA. Its product is annotated as ras-related protein Rab-33B-like. The annotation marks the transcript as partial. The record is from RefSeq and is a predicted model, not a curated record. Gene Ontology annotation, molecular function: GTP binding; GTPase activity. Lineage: Eukaryota; Metazoa; Chordata; Actinopteri; Salmoniformes; Salmonidae. The transcript is spliced from 3 exons. Gene Ontology annotation, biological process: regulation of exocytosis.
AAGAAGUUGCAGCAGGGGAGUUUCUAAACUCUCCGCUCCUUCCACAGACAAUGACAACCAGGGAGAGUUUAUAGCAUAGCCGGCGAGUUGCCAUGAACUUUGCCGAGGGAGUUCUCUGCCACGUUUAUAUAACGUUAAAGACCUCGACAUAACAUAUUGGCUUGUUGGGAGUAGUUGGAGAAGCCUAGAUCUCACUCUUUAAUUUGAAUUUUUACGCGAUAUGGAAUCAUCCCUGGAGUUCUCAAACUCUUUCACCAGUGUGUCUUCGCCCUCCGGGCGGUGUCGGAUCUUCAAGAUCAUCGUGAUCGGAGACUCCGGUGUCGGUAAGACCUGUCUCACCUACCGGUUCUGUGCCGGUGAGUUCCUCGACCGAACCGAAGCCACCAUCGGUGUCGAUUUCCGUGAGAGAUUGGUCGAGGUCGAAGGCGAGAAAAUCAAGGAGGACAGAGAGGAUGGAGGAGAGAGGACGCAGGAGCUCCAGCUAUGGGACACGGCGGGCCAGGAGCGUUUCAGGAAGUCCAUGGUCCAGCAGUACUAUCGGAACGUUCAUGCUGUUCUCUUCAUCUACGACGUCACCAGACCAGACAGCUUCAGAGGCCUGUCAGCCUGGAUAGAGGAGUGUAGACGGUACUCACUGGGACAGGAGAUAACCAG